This is a messenger RNA of Thermothielavioides terrestris NRRL 8126, 1564 nucleotides long. RefSeq lists its product as uncharacterized. The transcript has a single exon. The record is from RefSeq and is a predicted model, not a curated record. NCBI's taxonomy places the organism in Eukaryota, Fungi, Ascomycota, Sordariomycetes, Sordariales, Chaetomiaceae. The coding region runs from base 149 to 1381 and encodes 410 amino acids.
UACCGCCCGCAAACCUUCACGAGUAUGAUGAAAUAUGACAUAUCCUGCCACAAGGCGUCUUCAGUAACCAUCACCCGGCUCGCCCACCGAAAUCCCGACGGACAGGACUGUCCCUUGGUCGUGAGGCUUUGAAACUUGAACCCGAAGCAUGGCGACGUCCAUCCCGGGCCCCUUCAGCGCCCAUAUUCCGAUCACUCCUCCCCCAGAUCUGGACGUGUUCGCGAAAUGCCCUCUCCCACCGAUUUCCACACCUUACUAUCCCCGGAAUUUCCACUCAACAACAGCAACGACAACAACUUCGUCCACCCAAACAAAAACCACCACCAACCCACCGCAGCCGGCCCAACCCGCCGAACCCUCCACCGCGCCAGACCCGUGGAGCCGGGGCCCGAUGCCGCCAGAUCCGCCGCCGCAUAACAACCCAGCCGCCGCCGCCGCCGCAGCAGCAGCAGCAGCACCCGGCGGGGGCGGCCCGACGACCCCGUUCCAGUUCCCGGACCCCCGCUACGCCGCCCUGGCCGCCCGCCUCGCCGCCUACUACAACCAGCGCUGCCAGGCCGUCGCCCGCUACCAGCACCAGCGCUGCCAGGCCUGGGCCGCCGCCCAGCGCGCCCGCUGCCGCGAGCUGGUCAGCGCCGCCACCGCCGUCGUGGCGUGGUAUGUCCGUGACCGCAUCGCGCGGCGGCGCAGGCGCAGGCGCAGGGCUUUUCGGCGCGGGUUGGCUGCUAGGAGCGGCGGCGGUUGCGGCGGCGGUGGUGGUGUUGGUGGUCGGGGUCGUGAUGGGCGUCGAGGUGUUGUUAAGGGAGGUGGUUGGGACAGUGCGGGUAAGGCUGGAGGGAGGGAUGCGAAGGGAGAGGCGGUGCGCAGGUGGGUGUUGAGCGUGCCGGUUGGGAAGGAGGCAGGAGUAGGGGGGGAUGGCGGUGGCAGUGGUGGUGGUGGUGAUGGGAAUGACGAUGCAGCUGCGGCUGCUGAAGCGAGCAGGGAGAUGCCUCUGGAUGAGGAAGAGGCCAACUUCGAUGUGGAUCGGGACGUGCCGGCGGACAAGGACGCGGAGCUGUUUGAGCUGGCCGACAACCUCAUCAAAAGCCAUCUGGGGGGUAGUGGGAUACCACUGCUCAGGGGGCUUUCGUUUGACGAAAGUGAGAGUGAGAGCGAGAGCGAGGCGAGUGACAAGGAUGGAAUGCGCGACGAAAAAGGAGAAGAGGAUGAUGACGAAGAGGAGAGCUAUGACGAUGAGGAGGGGAUGGGGGUGGAUGAUGAUGGUUACGACGAUGAAGAAUAUGGCCGAGGGAAGGAGGAGGCAGCCCUUGCUUCUAAGGAAGCGCAGCUGGCGACGACGGUCAGGGGAAGCCGUAAGCGUUCGAGGAGCUUGGAUUCAUGAUAAGUUGUGUGGUAGGGUGCAUUUGGGUCGCCAGAAAAUCUCUGCGUGUGGCCGUCAUGAUGCACACUAUUUUGCUUCGAGUCAAGCGUGUAUUUAGCCAGCAGUGACUGUUUCCGCUCGAGGACUAGACACAUGUCCGGAACACACUAGAGACGCCAGUUCGAGCUCACCAUCAAUAGUUGC